AUGGCCGGAGACAAACAAGAUGCUAGGGGUGCCUCAGAACAGGUCCGAAACAUCCAGAAAUAUCGAGCUGCAGCCACUAAAGACGACGUGACCGCUCCGUCUUCGCUAUCGUCCACAUCCUCCACCGCCGAACCCAAGAUGCCUGGGCGUGCCGAAUGCAGUUCGCCCAAAUGGGACAUCAAAGCCGAAGAACGUCAUGACGAACCUCGCUCUGCAGACGCAGCCUUGGACGAGCCCGCAGAGACUCGGAAGGAGGCUCCUCAAGAGGCCGACCCUUUACCUUGCGGAGAGCUGCCAUCCUCAACCUGCGAACAUUGGUGCCUCGGAGACCAUGACCCUGAAGACUCGAUUGUCAUUCCUCCUUGCAUAAGCGAAGACGAAGUUGACGCACUUGUGGGUGCCAUUCCUCACCCGCCAGUGACCAAGGAAACAUUAGAAGAGCUCGAGCUGGUUUACAUACAGUCGAAUAUCAACCUCCGCAUCGAUAUCAAUUUCGAUCAUGAUCUCCACUUCACCCCCAUUUCUGGGGAGAAGGGGGAGCUAAAGAAGAAGCAGGCGAGAAGAUACUGGAAUAGUCUGGAGACUGAAUUGAAGAUAGUCUACCAACAUGAGCCGCUGGGCUCGUGUUCCGAGUGUGAUAGGAAGCGCUCUUUGCGCUCUGCUAAGCCAGUAUUAUUCAAGCGAAGGUUGCCUGUCUUGUUCCGGAAGUUGAAAGAGUUGCUCAUCAUUCUGAUCCCGGACAGGGACCAGUAUCAGAUCAGUCAGUAUCUUGACGUGCCUCUGCUCCUGCAAGAGGUGUCCCAUGGGCUCUUAGACAUUGUGCGCUUGGCUCGAUGGCUUGAUGGGCUCCUCACGAGUCACUGCGCGCCGAUGAGAGAUGUCUAUGCACAUGAGAUGGCUGAACAAAUAGGAAAGGGUGCAGAGACUGGGGACUUACACGCUCUUGUCAUCGGCAUUGAAAAGCUGUUUCAGUUUCUGGAGGCAAUGAAGCUCGACGUCGCUAAUCAUCAGAUCCGAAGCUUUCGUUACCUCUUGAUCGAUGAUACCGUCACUUUUCAGCAAGAUUAUUUCAGGUCGCGUAUCAGAGACGGGGAACUCAAGAGCGAAGAGUCACGAGCAUGGUACUGUGAUGCUCUUGAAAAACACCGACAAUGUCAACUUGAUAGCAAAAGCACAAGAAUACCUCCGACCGCUGCGCUGGUGCAUGGGUUGCUUGAACUCUGCCGCUGCCACGAUCUGGAGGUUCCAGCAACCCUUGCAUACGAUCACAAGCGCCUGAAGGAAAUCCGGAUGGACUUUCAAGACAUGAUCCAUCUCGACAUAUGUCUAUCAGUCUUUGAUCAGCUGCUCCGUGAACUGCUAGGUCAAGAUCCAGACUCGUCCUGGCAAGGUGUCUUGCAGACCCGCGUAUCGGAGAUGCACACGCUCCUACGGAACAGAAUCAUGGAUCUCACCGAUGGCGACCUUGACGGAACUCCCAUGGAAGAAAUCUGGUUGCGACAUGCCGGCGCAGUGGCUCUUGAGCUGACACGUGCUGCGUUCCUCAUCUGGCCGGGUUCCACGUUUCUCAUACCCGACUCCAUAGUCAUCAAGACGACUGCAAGAUUGAUUGCACAGUUUGAGGGAGAACAUCAAAACCAACAUCAUGCAAGCACAAUCCUACGUGUGCUCGAAGGGGCGACAAACGAUCAAAUGAACAAAUUUCAGAACAUGACCAUAUUGGCCAUCUCGCAAGCGCAGAAGCAGUGGCAACAAGUUCGAGCCUCGAGGCAACAAUGGCGCUCCCUCCCCGAGACUGACGAUAUUGCAAGAAGAGUGGCACAUAUUGCAACGGUGCAUUGGCGAGUUUGGGCGGACCUUGUUUAUCUGGAGUCUUCAGACGGACGCGAAGAUUGGGUUGAUGAGACCGACAGCGAUUUCGACCAAGGGGAUCAGCAUAUCAUGGGCAGUCCGAUGGGUUUUGUACAACAACCUUAUUUUGAAGAAGAAGAGAUAGGGGAAGAGGAACAAGAAGGAGAAGAAGAUGAUGAUACCCCUUUCCAUUCGUCGUGA
Molecule: messenger RNA, 2052 nt
Organism: Fonsecaea multimorphosa CBS 102226
Lineage: Eukaryota; Fungi; Ascomycota; Eurotiomycetes; Chaetothyriales; Herpotrichiellaceae
Exons: 1
Coding region: 1-2052 (683 amino acids)
Source: RefSeq, a predicted model, not a curated record